Messenger RNA from Emys orbicularis (European pond turtle), 1020 nucleotides. It is a transcript of the gene TMEM120B, whose product is annotated as transmembrane protein 120B. Gene Ontology annotation, biological process: fat cell differentiation. Bases 1 to 1020 code for a protein of 339 amino acids. Gene Ontology annotation, cellular component: nuclear inner membrane. Lineage: Eukaryota; Metazoa; Chordata; Testudines; Emydidae. The transcript has 12 exons. The record is from RefSeq and is a predicted model, not a curated record.
AUGUUACUGCAGUUGGAGAGGUAUCAGCGAGAGUGGCGAGAGCUGGAAGAGGAAUUUCAGCAGCUCCAGGAAACUCACAAGGUCUAUAGACAGAAACUUGAAGAACUCAAUAACUUGCAGACUGCAUGCAGCAGCUCCAUUCGUAAACAGAAGAGGAAAUUAAAAGACUUGAAAUACAGCCUCCAACGGUGCAAACACAUGUCUAGUCCUGAAGAAUCUGAUCUCAUACAGCAAAUUAACACCCAGAUCAAAGACAGGCAAAACGUUUUCUUUGACAUGGAAGCCUAUUUACCAAAGAGAAAUGGGUUGUACUUAAAUCUGGUGCUGGGAAAUGUGAAUGUAACUCUUCUAAGUAAUCAGGCAAAGUUUGCCUACAAAGAUGAAUAUGAAAAGUUUAAACUUUAUUUGACAAUAAUCUUGUUACUUGGUGCUGUAGCAUGCAGGUUUAUUCUUCAUUACAGGGUGACAGAUGAAGUGUUUAACUUCCUGUUGGUGUGGUAUUACUGCACAUUGACAAUAAGGGAAAGCAUUCUCAUCAGCAAUGGAUCAAGGAUUAAGGGCUGGUGGGUGUCUCAUCAUUAUGUCUCCACAUUUCUAUCUGGAGUAAUGUUAACAUGGCCAGAUGGACUCAUGUAUCAAAUGUUUCGCAAUCAAUUUUUAGCGUUUUCAAUUUUUCAGAGCUGUGUACAGUUCCUACAAUAUUAUUAUCAAAGUGGCUGCCUUUACAGACUCCGUGCAUUAGGGAAAAGAAACCACUUGGAUCUUACAGUAGAAGGAUUUCAGUCUUGGAUGUGGCGAGGGCUGACCUUUCUUCUUCCCUUCCUGUUCUUUGGGCAUUUUUGGCAGCUCUAUAAUGCAAUCACACUUUUUGAACUGUCUAGGCAUACGGAAUGCAAAGAAUGGCAGGUUUUUGUACUGGCUCUCACAUUUCUGCUGCUCUUCCUUGGAAACUUUCUUACUACUUUAAAAGUGGUGCACACUAAGCUUCAGAAAAACAAAGACGAAAUGAAGAAACUGUGA